Molecule: messenger RNA, 2856 nt
Organism: Thamnophis sirtalis
Lineage: Eukaryota; Metazoa; Chordata; Lepidosauria; Squamata; Natricidae
Source: RefSeq, a predicted model, not a curated record
AUGGACCAGCAGAUCCAAAACGGUUCUUCCUCCACCAGCCCGUACAACACGGAGCAUGCCCAGAACAGUGUCACGGCCCCCUCCCCUUACGCCCAGCCCAGCUCCACCUUCGACGCCCUCUCCCCGUCUCCGGCCAUCCCCUCCAACACAGACUACCCGGGGCCCCACAGCUUCGACGUCUCAUUUCAACAGUCCAGCACCGCGAAGUCGGCCACGUGGACGCUACCCACAGUCCAAGAUUCUGACGCAGGUCCACCGGGAUUGCCAGGACUGAAGGGUGACCCUGGAGAGAAGGGUGAAAAAGGAGAUCGUGGUGAAACUGGCACACCUGGAAAAGAGGGGGGACGAGGUGAAAAGGGCUCCAGAGGGCCCAAAGGGGACAAAGGAGAAGCAACCAAUGAACUGGUUUCUGAAGGUGAGAAAGGGGAUCCUGGUCCUCCAGGACCUCCUGGCCCCCCAGGGCCUCAGGGACCACCAGGGCCUCAGGGACCACCAGGAACCUCAGGGAAGCGUAAAGCCAAGCCCCAGGAGGAGAAGAUCUACAACACCGAAUGCACAGGCAUCAUGUUUUCCAAUGGAAAAACUUGGAGGCAGCAGAGACAGUUUGGAAAUAUGACCCUUCAGAAAUUGGGAGACAUGAAAAAGAGUCUGGAAGAGCACAUACAAGAGGAGACUACUCAGCUGGUGAAGACUUUUGCCCAGGCCAAGGGACAACCACUGGAUCCUUCCCUACUGAUCAUGCAUUCAGCCACCCAAAUGAUCCACAUGGCAGUUUUUGGAGAGCCUGUUCUCAAAGUGGACGACAUGUUCCAAAAUCUUGUUGAACACAUCAGCAACAUUACAAAAUGCAGAGGCACUUUUGGAGAAAUGAUAUAUAACAUCUUUCCCUCGCUUGUGGAAUACCUCCCUGGGCCUCACAAGAAGGCAAAUUCCUCCUUUGAAUUCAUGAUUUCUUAUAUCAAAAAGAAGAUGGGAAAUUCUAAGUAUUCUCAGGCAUCUCACGAACCUCAAAGCUACGUUGACUUCUAUUUAGCUCACAUGGAUAAUAAAGUACAGGAGGAAAUCCAGAAUGCACUGGAUCCCCAAAAACCCAUCUGCUACGAAGAUCGGAAGAAGCUGCCUUAUACCUAUGCCGUCCUUCACGAAGCCCAGCGUCUCAGCAGUAUCACGCUUUCCACCCUCUUUAGGUUGUGCGCAAUAGAUUUGAACGUACUUGAGUUUUAUAUUCCAAAGGGUAGCCUGGUGAUCCCUGAUCUCUGCUCCGUUCUGCUGGAUCCCGAACAAUGGGAGGUACCUCGACAGUUCAACCCUAACCACUUUUUGGAUCAAGAUGGGAAAUUUGUACCCAGAGAAGAUUUCCUUACCUUUGGGGCAGGCUCCCGCGAAUGUUUGGGGAAGACUUUGGCUCAGAUGGAGCUCUUCAUUUUCUUCACCAACCUUAUGAAAACGUUUACCUUCCAGCGGCCGGAAGAGCUAAAAGCAUUUAACAUGGAGGAUAUUCUUUCCUAUCUGAAACAGAUCUGGUCACUCAAACGCUACCCGCCAGGACCUUUUCCACUUCCUGUGGUGGGAAGUAUGUGGCGGCUGCUUGGGAUUGGUGUUUCAGAGGCGACUUUCAGACAGCUGGCCAAGCGAUAUGGGAACAUCUGUUCUCUGUGGGGAGGCCCUUAUCAUAUCAUAAUCCUUUCUGGAUACCAAGCUGUGAAAGAAGGACUGAUUGACCAUUCAGAAGCCUUUGCGGAUCGCCCGAUCACCCCUUUCGUUUUAGCUUCCACUCAAAAAAGGGGUAUUGUCUUUUCAAAUGGUCACAUCUGGGAGCAGCAAAGACAGUUUGGUAUUGUUACCAUGAGGAAAUUGGGACUGGGGAAUAAAGGCAUGGAAUCGCAGAUCCAAGAGGAAGCCCAACAGCUUAUGGAAUUCUUUGCUGAGACAAAAGGCCAGCCGUUUGACCCAUCACUACCCAUCAUGAGAUUAGUUUGCAGUGUGAUUUGUACUGUAGCUUUUGGACAUCGUUUCUCUAUUGACGAUAAGGACUUCCUGGAGUUGAUGAAAGCCAUUUCGAUUGCCUUAAAAUUUGGAGGCAAUCCCUUCUACUUACUCUAUGAGGCUUUCCCGAAUAUCAUGAAGCAUCUGCCAGGCCCUCACCAGACGGCCCUGUCUGCUCUGGAGACGAUCGUUUCCUUUGCCAGGAAGGAGAUCGCGCAGCAUAAGGAGAACCAGAACUUGCACGAACCACAGGAUUUCAUUGAUUUCUAUCUGUUGAAAAUGGAGAAAAAGAAGGACGAUCCCGAUUCCACUUACAAUGAAGAUAACUUGGCUCUCUGCAUCACUGACCUCUUUAUUGCUGGGACAGACACAACUUACGCCUCCCUGACAUGGGCAAUGCUUCUCAUGGCAAACAAUGUGGAUGUACAAGGAUUAACACUUAAGACAAGAAAACACAAAAACCCGGAUAGGAUUAACCCCUUAAAGCAGGGAAACAAAAACCCUGAGCAAUCAGAAACGCAACAAAAACCCAUUAAGGGUGCUGUCAUUUUUCCAGACUUACGUUCUGUUCUUUUGGAUCCUGAACACUGGGAAGCACCUGAAGAGUUCAAUCCAAAUCAUUUUCUGGACAAGGAAGGACAUUUUGUGGAAAAAGAAGCAUUUCUUCCCUUUGGAGCAGGAGCUCGGGCCUGCUUGGGAGAACUCCUGGCAAAGACUGAAUUCUUCAACAUUUUUACCAGGCUGCUGAGGCAUUUUAGGUUGGAGCCACCAGAAGGUGUGGAAAAGCUGAGUGAAAAAUCUAUCAUCGGGGUGUCUGUGCAUCCUGCUCCUUUUAAGAUUUGUGCUCUUCCUCGUGUCAGGACACCAUAA